Zea mays is the source of this 1983-nucleotide messenger RNA. Its product is annotated as protein trichome birefringence-like 12. Gene Ontology annotation, cellular component: Golgi apparatus. Bases 646 to 1914 code for a protein of 422 amino acids. NCBI's taxonomy places the organism in Eukaryota, Viridiplantae, Streptophyta, Magnoliopsida, Poales, Poaceae. Gene Ontology annotation, molecular function: O-acetyltransferase activity. The record is from RefSeq and is a predicted model, not a curated record. The transcript has 4 exons.
GCAGCAACCGGAAUAAUAAUAAUUUUAAAAUGAUCAGAGAGGGAGAAUUGGCUUGUAGUAGCUGUACUAGAUAUCAAGACUAGCAAAUCGUCAGUUUAGGCAGCAAGCUGAUGACUGACUGGUGGCGUGGUUUGUUGACCGACGACCGAGACGCCGGCAGCCAGCGGUGCUGCUCCGCCGACGGUUUCCUUUCACUCGGCUCAUCAGAUUCAGAGCCCGGAUCGGUUCUCUGCACUGACAUUGCCUCCUCGUACCCCCAGUAGUCAGUACAUGUUCGGCCAUUGCUGAGAAGAAAGCUCUAGUUUCAGACUCCACAGAAGAGGAUCCCUGCCUGCCUGCCUGGCCCGUUCAUUACUCAUGCAAGCUCUCUAGAUUUUUUUUCCUGACCUCAUCUAAAACGUGAUUCCAGAUACUUCUUUAUUUUUGUUUUAUAGUACGUAGUAGAAGUAUAAUAAUAAAUGGAGAUUUCUAAGCUUGUGCCGUAAAGCGUGAUCGUCAAUAUAUCUAACCACUCCCCUGAAACAAAUCAGUUGCAAGUACAAUGCAUUAAUUUCGGCAAUAUGCUACUACCAUCCAUUCCUUUUCUUUUAAGGAAAAAAAAAGACACCAAAAAUAUAGCCGGAGCAUCGAUCGAACCUCACUGCAAUGAGGAGGAAGCGGGCAACGUCCGUAUCGCCGACGGCGUCCGCGAGCGCAACGCGGCGGCUCCGCCUGCUGCGCCUCCCUCUCCUCGCCUUCGCCCUCCUGGCGAUCGCCGCCGUGCUGCGCCGCCACGUCUCCGCUCCCGCGCGGCGCUCCGUCUCUGAGCCGGACCCGCUGCCCUGCGGCGCGGCGCCGUCGGACCUGACGGCGGGGCGGUGGGUGGCGACGCCGCGGCCCGUGCCGGCGCCGCUCUACUCCGCGACCUGCCCGUUCCACAGCGGCUCCUACAACUGCCUCCGCAACGGGCGGCCGCCGCUGGCGGCGCUGUCCUGGGCGCCGGCGCGCUGCGGCGUCGUCCCGCGGAUCGACCCCUCCGCGUUCCUCGCCGCCGCCGCCGGCCGCCGCGUCGGCCUCGUCGGCGACUCGCUGUCCGAGAACCUCGCCAUCGCGCUGCUCUGCGCGCUCCGCUCUGCCGACCCCAACGCGCGCCGGUGGAAGCGCCGCGGCGCCUGGCGCGGCGGCUACUUCCCCCGCCACGACGUCACCGUCGCCUUCCACCGCGCCGUGCUGCUCGCCAAGUACACGUGGCAGCCAGUGGAGGAUCCGGAGCAGGUUCACAAGGAUGGGAUAAAGGGGAUUUACAGAGUGGAUGUUGACAUCCCCGCUGACGAUUGGAUAAGCGUCACCAAGUUCUACGACGUGCUGAUCUUCAACACAGGGCACUGGUGGGGGACAUACAAAUUCCCGAGAGAGACGCCCCUUGUGUUCUACGAAGGAGGAAGACCGAUCGAGCCUCCGCUCAGCAUUCCCGACGGCCUGAAACGAGUCAUCAAAUCCAUGGCCGCCUACAUCGACGCGGAGGCCCCGAGCACGACGCUGAAGCUCUGGCGCACGCAGUCGCCUCGCCACUUCCACGGCGGCGAGUGGGAUCGCAACGGCAGCUGCGUGACUGACAAACUCCUUAAAGAGGAUGAGCUGGACGCUUGGUUCGAUCCGCAAUUCGGGGGUGUGAACAAGGACGCGAGGACGGUGAACGCGGUGACGGAGGAGGCGUUGGCAGGGUCGUCGGGCAUCCGACUGGUGAACCUGACCUACAUGAGCGAGUUCCGAGCCGACGCACACCCGGCGGCCUGGCUGGGGAAGAAGGGCGUGGUGGCCGCGUACGGGCAGGACUGCAUGCACUGGUGCCUUCCCGGCGUGCCGGACACCUGGGUCGACGUCAUGGCCGUGCAGAUCCUGCAUCACUUCAAGCGGCUAGAAAAAGGAAAAUGAUGACGAUGACUGUUGCUUAUUUUCCAGUGAAGUUGUGACCGACUGCCUUGCAAAUGUGUCUUUUUUUAA